AAUCUCCCUUCCAAUUAUAAACAUUCCACACGUGUGAUUUAGUCGAGAGUCUAGAAUGACGAAGAAUAGCUCUCACGAUCAAUCAAUUAGUUUGUUAGUAUCGAAGGGGAUUAAAGUACCGAUGACAGUGGGUAAUCGCGUUAAUAUAUGGUGGUUACUGAUACCGUGAGGCUUUCAAGGGUACGAGCCUUUUUAAAAGAAAUCAGAAGUGCAGUUCAGUUAGUGGUUUCAACGUGCGAAGAAGAAUCCCAGGACCAGAAGACAUUUUUUUUUGUUACGCCGUUUUACAAAAUCAUUUGAAAUUGUGAGAAGUGAACAUGAAUGUUAAAGUGAUUGUUGUCAAUAUUCUGAUGAUAAUGGCGGCGUAUUCGUCUCAGCCGGAGAUACCACCGGGGAAACGAGUUUUUCUUUCCCUCCCUGAACAUGAGAGAAAAGAUUUUCUCACAUUUUCGCUCGGCGACGGCUAUCAAAAAAAUGAAACCCACAUCGAACGUUUACCAGACAUUCGUUUCCCCGACGCCCUCGGCAUUUCCGAAGAAUUAGUCGACAAGUUUCAGAAAUUGCCGGUACCUGAAAAUUUUACAACGAAUUUGUACGUCUGGGUCAAAUCUCAAUUUAAACUCAGUCAGACAGAUCUUCGUCAGCUGAUUGUCUAUCGACAUGUGUGUCUGGACAAUGGAUCGUGCGUUGAGCUCGACGACAUUGGUGGAUUAUGCUGCCCUUUCUGAGAAACUGUAAGGGAGGAUCGGAUAUAAAUAAAUGCAUGAAAUGCCUCCAAAUAGUUUCCUUUAGUUUUCUUGCAUCCCAAAGUAUUUGUGAAGUAAAAACCAAGUAGAACCUCGGGUUCCCUAAUUUUAUCGUUUUUUAAUUUAUCUGGUUAAAGUAAUAACAAGGCAGAACAAGAUUUUUUGCAAAAAAAACUUUAUCCGCACUUUGCAACGUAAAUAAUAUGUACGUUAAUCAACACAAUGAAACAGUUAGCACAAAGGUUCCUUAAGUCUAUUUGUCUAUUUGUUUCGUGGCUAUUUUAUUGUUUUCUUUUCUAUUUUUAUCAUUCAUCGAUCGAUUCUAAAUAUGUCUAGACAUACCGAUACGUGACAAUAAUCACGCAUCUCUAGUGGACACUUGCUUUCAUAUUUUAAUCGGUUUAUAAAAAUAAAGUGAUUUACAAACAUUCAGUGUGGAAUAUCCCAUAGUUACUCUUCACUGUUACACAAUCUGGUAAGCUUUUAUUAAUUCAUUAUUUAUUUUCCUUAUUAGUCAUUUAUUCAUACGCUCAACGAGUGGAAAAGGUCAAGUCGAAUGUGUAAUCUUCCAUCAAUACAAAACUGUUCAAUUGUGUCAAGAAUAAAUGAAUUUAUGUGGAAAUGUAACAUUUCGAAAAAAAAUAAAAAAAAAGAAAACUGGAAAUCUUCAGAUAUUUUCGUCUCUUUAAGAUCAUUUGAUAAUUGGUCACUGCACAAGUGCCAUGAAGACUUGAUCUGUUUCACUCUAUUGAGAUUGUCACACUUGGAUUCAUUUACUAACCACGUUCAUUCCCAUAAGUUUAAAAAAGUGCCUUCGUGGUACGAGAAAGCCCUUAAUGCUAAAUCUAUGGACACUUCCAAGGGAUGACUUCACAACCAACAAGAGAUAUCGAUCAGUGACGAAAAUUAUCAUUUACCUAUUUCUUCAGUGAAAUAUAUAUUAGGCGAGUUCGGAGAAUUUUGAAAUUUACUAGAGAAGAACAUGGAUUCCAAAUAUUUUUCAUUUUCUAAAUAUCUCUGAAACUAUAAACCUUCAGGAGAUAUUUUUCUAUAAAGAAUAAAGAUUUCCAUAACGAAGUAACUUCAGUUUUGUUCAAUGUUAGAAACUAUAAAAAAUAAGAUAUGCACCUUCGCUUCUCCAAGUGAAAAGGGAAAUCAAAGAAUUAGUCCCACGGAUUUUGGCAUCAUCGCUAAAAAAUUAAAAAGUGACCUUUCCAGUCCCUAAUUUAAUCAAUCAGUCGCACAAUUUAUUUAUCUUUGUGAAAACAGAUUCGUUAAGUCACAAUAACUUCGUGAUCAAUGAAUUUUCGGUGGUUCCAACAUGAUUAAUAACAUUCAUUUAUUUUUUCUUAUGUAAAAUGAUAUGUGACGAGUAGUUUGAGGGAGACACAUGGCGGUAGCACACCCACACGCGCUCCUAAAUUAUCGAGACUUAUAAAUUAUUAGAAAUAUUAACAUUGACAGAAGGACAUAUUGAUUCUGCUUAAAAUGGUGAAAGACACGACAGUAAUUUUCUCGCUAAUUCGUUCUGCGAUGAUCAUGCGAUUGGAAUUUACAGAAAGAAGUCAAGAGAUUUAUUGAUUUUAUUUUCUCGUAUAUUCUAGUACUAGACUGAAAAUUUAAUCACGUAAAAUGAACAUUUGAAAGUAAAAUUUAUUGAGAAGAUAAAGUAAUGAUUAUUCCAAAAGUAUUCUUGAAGAUUGAUGUCACUUAAUUAUCCUCGAAACAAAUCUGGUGACAUUUUUCGCUAAACCCAUUACCUUCGGGAUCUUUCUUUACCACGUGUCUACAGAAUACAACAGUAUAAACGAAGAAAUAA
Molecule: messenger RNA, 2565 nt
Organism: Diachasmimorpha longicaudata
Lineage: Eukaryota; Metazoa; Arthropoda; Insecta; Hymenoptera; Braconidae
Exons: 4
Coding region: 318-728 (136 amino acids)
Source: RefSeq, a predicted model, not a curated record